Lucilia sericata (common green bottle fly) is the source of this 1277-nucleotide messenger RNA. RefSeq names its product RPII140-upstream gene protein (gene 140up). Gene Ontology annotation, cellular component: mitochondrion. The record is from RefSeq and is a predicted model, not a curated record. The transcript has 5 exons. NCBI's taxonomy places the organism in Eukaryota, Metazoa, Arthropoda, Insecta, Diptera, Calliphoridae. The coding region runs from base 120 to 908 and encodes 262 amino acids.
AAAACAGCUGUGAGUUUGUUUUUUUUUUAUAAAAACAACAGCUGUACUACAAGUCACUUCAAAAAAAUCGCAAUCGGCGUGUUUACAAGUGAUUUUUAAUUUCGGAAGCAUCAAUUAAAAUGAGUUUUCUACGAAGCGGGGGAAAGUGGUUAAUAGCUGGCAUAUUACCUCUACACUCCGAUGAACACGACAAAGUCUCCAAAGACACCAGAACAUACAAAUCAUUUGUACAGCGCCCGCCAUCAAAUGAAACUGGUUGGGAAAGAGUUAAGGAAAUAUUUAAAGUGGAUGAGUUUGGAGCAAUUUCAGCAGAGUUAAAUUCAAUUUAUCAAGCCGGUUUCUUGGGUUUCUUAGUGGGUGCAAUCUAUGGCGGUAUUAUACAAUCACGUCAGGCCUACAUGAAUUUCAUGGAAAAUAAUGAAGCAACAGCUUUCAAAUCUCAUUUAGAUGCUAAAAGAAAACUACAAGAUCAAUUUACAAUGAAUUUCGCUAAAGGUGGUUUUAAAUGGGGUUGGCGAGUUGCCUUAUUUACUACAUCGUACUAUGGUAUUGUAACGUUGGUGUCAGUUUACAGAGAGAAAUCUUCUAUUUAUGAGUAUUUGGCCGCCGGCACUUUAUCGGGAGCUAUGUACAAAUUUAAUAUGGGCCUAAGAGGUAUGACCGCUGGUGGCAUUAUAGGUGGUGUCUUAGGGGGCGUAGGUGGAGCCGCCUCCUUGUUAAUAUUAAAUUUAUCGGGUACUUCUAUGGAAGAGGUUCGCUAUUGGCAAUACAAGUGGCGUGCAAAUCGCGAUGAUGCAAUUGCUGAAUCUUAUAAGCUGGCUGCCGAACAAGAUGAACCCACACCUGAACUUCUAAAAGCUCAUGAUGCUAAAGUUGGUGAAAAAAUUACAUUAGAAAAUGUUAAAUAAAGAAUUCAUUGUUUGUAAGUUUUUUAGAAUAUUAAAGUAAAAAACAUAAAUUAAUUAGUUUUAAAAAAAGUUUCAAUACAAUCAGACAAUUACCCAUGAUUUAAAAUAUAGUACUUAUAUAAUGCAAUUACCAUUGCUUAUGUAAAUAUAUUUUCGUAAAUUUCAAUCUAUGAGUAUCUCCGUUUUCAUAUAAGCGAAAGCUAAUUUUAUCGAACAUUAAUUAUUGGAAUAAAAAUCGACAAUUAGUUUGGGUUUGGUAAAUUUCGAUCAAGAAACAACGUAAUUGUUUCUUUAAUCUCGCCUUUUGAAACAAAAGAUCUAUAGUAGAUUUUCAACAUUUUUAUAAAUUUUCUCUUAUUUGAAAAAAAA